AUGAGUGUCCCUGAAUUUGCAAGCAAUCUAUCUGAAUCCCAGGUUGCUGCAGAGGAUGACAUGAAUGUGCCUGUGAGGAACUUACCUGAAACUGAAAACAAGGAUUUGUAUGAAGAUAAAGGUUCUCAAGGACUUGGUAUCAGUAAGCAUGAUGAGAAAACCUGUCAAUGCAGAAGACUGGAGAUUUUGAAUCUUCUGUUCAAUGUGCGACCACUGUUGAAGAGGACCAUACUCAAAUGCUUGGUGGGGAAGCUUCUGUGUUCAGUUGCUGUUAAGGAUGAUUGUACCGGAUUGCUCGCUGGGGAUGCCACUGGUAUUAGUUCGCCAACAAAAGAGCCAAAGCUUUUGUCUGUUGAUGCUGAAUCUUCUGUUCAAAGGUCAACGACAGCAGUUGAAGAUGAUCAAACUAAAGUGCUUGGUGGGAAUGGUUCUGGUGUUAAGUCAGAGACACUGCAAGAUGUUAAGGAGUUCCAGAGAGUGCCAGGGUACAGAUGUAUAUAUUUCCAUGCAGUGAACAGCUUGCAAGAUGCCCACGGACAGAUCGGUACAGCCGUCUCAACAGUUUUGAAGGCAAGCCACCUGCUUCUCAUAUUUCUGGAGUCUUCAGAACGGGGUCUGAUUGGACACUUUUCUAGUAUCCAACCGAAUUUGAUGCUGGAACAUGUGGAAGAAUUCAGAGCCAGACCACCUCAAGCGCCAGCAGCAUUUCACAAAAAAACAGAGGUAUGGGCAAUACCAGAAAAGGUUGUUUUGCUCGGUGAAGUUGAACCACUUGAGAGGAGUCUGUCAUGUAAAGGAAGCUCAAACGAAGGAACUGACAAGGAGCGGGUUUUAAAAGACCGAACUGCAGUUGAGGUUUACUUUGACUACAUGAGAAGUUUUCGAGUUGAAUUUGAUGAGUUCGUUGAAAAAGGAAACAUAUCUGAGAUUGAAAUUGGACUUGGUCCAUGUGGGGAGUUACGAUAUCCCUCUUAUCCUGUAAACCAUGGUUGGAAAUAUCCUGGUAUUGGUGAAUUCCAGCGUUAUGACCAGUGCUUAUCAAAGAGUCUGACAAAGGCAGUAGAGGCAAUGGGUCAUCUAUUUUGGGCUAAAGGACCAGAUAAUGCAGGCCCUUAUAACGAGCUUCCAUUACAUCCAAAACUAUCUGUUAACAUACAGUGGCUCGAUGGUGGUGCGCACCUCAUGGAAUCAGCUGUUGCAGUCGAACUGGAGCUAAAGAUUGAUAAGAGCCAUGAAGAUCUUAAAGGAGGAUCUUUCCGAGAAUAUGGAGAGGCAGUGUUGAAACUCUUGGAGAACUUGACUGAUUUAGAUCCUAAGUUACAGAAAGCCCCAGUUAACUAUGAAGAAGUUCGAGUUUCUGGCUUUGGAAGAUGGUUCCUUCUAAGACUCUCGCUUCAUGACCCUGUUCUUCUUCUUAACAUUGAGGCACCAAGCCAUGGUGAUGCCGUGAAGCUUGGACUUGCUGCUGUUAAGGAGUUUCAUGCUCUGGAUUCAUCCGCCUUAGACAAGAUGGAGUUGGUUGGGGAUUUUCUACAUAUAUUGAGGGGUCACAAGCCCUCUCUGGAGGAAGAUUCAGUCCUGUGGAGGAAAGGAAAAAGAGGAAAAUCUCUGGGAAAAAUCCAGAUAAGAGUCUAUAUUUCGGCUAGCCCACAAGGCGACUCUCUCUCCUUUGGGUUAAAACUACUACAGCAACCAGCCAAGGGUCACAAAGUCACCGUUCUCACUGCCGUCAACCACCAUCUCCGGCCAUCCACCUUCUCACCAGUACACGACUCCCAUCUUCAAGAGCUGAACACCGUGAACAGCUCCAACCAACCCACCACCGUCAUACUCUGUUUGAUCUUUUUACAGAGAACAGGCGCGAGAGCAAUGCAGAUAUUCCCAGAAAGUAUGCGGAAACUUUGGAAUGAAUGGGAGCUACGCUUCAUGGUUCUACUAAGCCUUUUCCUACAAAUCGUCCUAAUCAUCUUUAGCAAACGACGAAAGUACACAGUCACACCUUGGAUCAGAAUCCUGAUUUGGUCGGCCUACUUGUCCGCAGACUGGGUGGCGACAGUAUCCCUCGGUACCCUCUCAAACAGCCAAGGAGAUUCGGAAGGGAAACUUCUGGAUCCAAACUAUACCCUCAUGGCAUUUUGGGCGCCAUUCCUUCUCUUGCACCUUGGUGGUCCGGACACUAUCACGGCUUAUUCCUUAGAAGAUAAUGAGUUGUGGUUAAGGCACUUGCUUGGACUAGUUGUCCAAGUUGGAGUGGCUUUCUACGUGUUUCUGAGGUCAUGGGCAGGAACUCCACUCACAUUUCUAUCCAUCCCAAUGUUUGUGGCUGGAAUUAUCAAGUAUGGAGAGAGGACCUGCGUUCUGAGGUCUGCAAGCAAGAAUCACUUUAGAGAUUCUUUGCUUUCAGUUCCUAAUCCUGGACCUGAUUAUGCUGAUUUCAUGAAGGAAUAUUGGGAGGGCAAACUGGAGGUUGCUAAAAUGAGCAAAGAAGACAUCGUUCAAAAGCCACUUCAAUCUACCGUUGGUGAUGACAUUACUGUUCCUAGUAGAAAAUAUAUUGACAAAGCUUACUUCUUAUUCAAGAACCAAUUCAAGCAUCUAUAUGCAGACCUCAUCCUCAGCUUGGAUGACGAAAAAACCAGUGAGGGCAUCAUCAGGUACAUGUCAUCCGAAGAUGCCUUCAAAGUGGUGGAGAUGGAGCUCAAUUUUAUGUAUGAUGUGCUAUACACCAAGGCAACAGUGAUUUAUUCUCUACUUGGCAUUCUGCUCCGUUCCACCAGCUUCUCCUUCACUAUUUCUACUUUAGCGUCCUUCCACUUCUUCAUCGAUAAGCACGAGUUCUCAAACAUUGACAUCGACAUUACUUACUUAUUACUCAUUGGAGCUAUUUUUCUUGAGGUUUAUGCCCUCACUAAGCUGAUUUUGUCCGACUGGAGCAUUGUCUGGUUGAGCAGCAAGAUGAACUCCCUGGCAGAUUUCAUUUACCGAGCCAUUACCUCUUUUAGAUCAGUUAUAACCAGUGACAAGAGAUGGUCUAGACGCAUGGCACAGAACAAUUUAAUUGAUUCUUGCCUCAGAGACAAAACCAAGUUCAAUCAGGUUCCCAGGUUCCUUGACAUGAACAAAUUCUUAGAGAGGUACUGGUACAUGACUUGGGAGAAGGUGGAUGACAUGAAGGAACCCAUCUUCAGCUUGCUCCUAGAGAUGACAAAUGAUGUCAGGGAUCUCAGGUCACUACUCAAACACAGAGGUGAUUAUGUGAUUACAAAAAGAGGGUUUAUUGAGACACUUGGUUGGAGUAUAGUUGACGUGGAAUUUGAUCACAGCAUCCUCCUUUGGCAUGUUGCAACAGAUCUCUGUAGCUAUUCUGAUGAUGACCCCAAUCCUAAAUCAAGAUGCAAAAUAAGCAAAUGCUUGUCUGAGUAUAUGUUGUAUCUGCUAGUCAUGUGUCCAUUUAUGCUGCCAAAAGGGAUAGGGGAGUUUAGAUUCCGAGACACUUAUUCAGAGACCAAAAGAUUCUUCCAGCAAAGAAGCGAGUCCAUAUCUGACAGAAAUGAAGCUUGCAGAUUGUUGCUUGAAGUUGACACACAAGUUGAGCCCGAAGAGGUGAAAGGAGAUAAAAGCAAGUCAGUGUUAUUCGAGGCAUGUAGGCUUGCCAAGGAGUUGAAAUCACUGAAUAUGGAGAUGGGAGAGAAAUGGAAGAUGGUGAGUGAGGUGUGGGUGGAGAUGUUGUGCUAUGCUGCCAGUCAUUGUGGAUGGAUUCAACACGGUCAGCAGCUCCGGCGAGGCGGGGAGCUACUCACUCAUGUCUGCCUUCUCAUGUCCCACCUCGGUUUAAGCGAGCAAUUCCAAAUACUGGAAGGUGAAACCCUCUUGACCCCGCCCUACGUUGUCCGUCCCCCCCUCCCCCUCCCCCUCACUCCAACUCCAACUCCAACUGGGAGUUUUGGGACCCUUUCCCCCCGGCUCCCCCUCCCCAACCCCCUAUUUCCCUGGGACUUUGAUGCCGCUUCUUGA
Messenger RNA from Vitis riparia (riverbank grape), 4014 nucleotides. RefSeq lists its product as uncharacterized. Gene Ontology annotation, biological process: polysaccharide catabolic process. The record is from RefSeq and is a predicted model, not a curated record. Lineage: Eukaryota; Viridiplantae; Streptophyta; Magnoliopsida; Vitales; Vitaceae. The coding region runs from base 1 to 4014 and encodes 1337 amino acids. Gene Ontology annotation, molecular function: beta-amylase activity. The transcript has 10 exons.